AUGAUAUAUAACGGUACAGAUUCAGGAGUGGAACUCCAUCGGCACCAUUACAUGAUGACAUCAAGCUGUAAUGCUAGUGAACUAGAAUCACUCGCUUAUCCACCUGAGCGAUAUACAGGAUUUUGGUCCCGACAGACACCUGAAGGGGAAUUCCUGCCAUUAGAUCAAUGUGAGUUGGAUGUUGGAUUUGGAACUGGAGCUGACCAGCUGUUUUUAGUUUCUCCUUUAACCAUCUGUCAUGAAAUCAACCCCAAAAGCCCCUUUUUUUGUCUCUCUCAAAGAUCGCUAAGAAGUGAGCAGUUUGAGAUCGUUGUCAUCCUUGAAGGAAUUGUUGAAACUACUGGAAUGACGUGUCAGGCUAGGACCUCCUACACAGAAGAUGAAGUUCUUUGGGGCCACAGAUUCCUCCCAGUAAUGUCCCUAGAGGAUGGCUUUUUUCAUGUGGAUUACUCUCAGUUUCAUGCCACCUUUGAAGUCCCCACACCUCCUUAUAGUGUUAAAGAACAGGAGGAAAGCCUGUCUCUUCCAUCUCCUUUCAAUACUCCUAUUGGUAACAACCGAAACAGAAGGGAACACAUCUGCUCACUUGACUGUAUUGAUAUUUUAGAAGAGAAAACAAACAAGUUUCCUAGUAAACUGCAAAAAAUUAGCUCCAGAAAAGAAGGCCUUCAGAGAAGAGUCCUGAGAAUGAGUUCCAGCAAUGUAGAGAAAGCUUGCAGUACUGGAGAUCUCUUAAAAAUUCAGCAGAUAAGUUCUGUUCCCAGCAAUGAAGAUGGUGAUGAAAGGAUACAACUGAAGGCCUUCAGAAUCAAAUCUGAGUCUUUGACUCAGUCUACAGGAGAUCUUGAGUUACAGAAAAAGCCUCAAGGUAUGCUCACCUUAGGGACAAGAUUAGAGGAUAAUUUGCCUGCCAAACUUCGAAAAAUGAAUUCUGAUCGCCUUUCCUAAAUAACAGGACUGCAUUUUAGACUUCUGUCCUUCAGGAUUAUUUUGGAAUACUACUGUGAUAAUUUGGUUUUGCCAAGGGAUUCUUCAUAAAUAACAAUUUUCAAAAUUAAUUAGCAUUUUUCUAUAAUAUUCAGUACAAGUUAUGAUUUACGUAGCAUGGUAACUGUACAAGGUGCUAUACUGUAAGUUCACUGUGCCAAACAAACAAGUCCCCGCUUUAAAGAUGUGUUAUCAGCACUACUGUAACAGAUUGGUCGGUCUUCCACCCUUUCAGAAGUCUUUCUGAGAUAAAAGGGGCCAGAUUCUCAGCUAUGACUAAAGUGCACAUAGUGCAGGUUGGGUGGGGGAGGGUUCAAUGGCAGCAUAAAUCUCACCUUU
Messenger RNA from Chelonoidis abingdonii (Abingdon island giant tortoise), 1326 nucleotides. The record is from RefSeq and is a predicted model, not a curated record. NCBI's taxonomy places the organism in Eukaryota, Metazoa, Chordata, Testudines, Testudinidae.